Pelmatolapia mariae (spotted tilapia) is the source of this 7061-nucleotide messenger RNA. RefSeq names its product CAP-GLY domain containing linker protein 3 (gene clip3). Gene Ontology annotation, cellular component: nucleus; microtubule plus-end; cell cortex. The transcript is spliced from 15 exons. NCBI's taxonomy places the organism in Eukaryota, Metazoa, Chordata, Actinopteri, Cichliformes, Cichlidae. Gene Ontology annotation, biological process: cytoplasmic microtubule organization. The record is from RefSeq and is a predicted model, not a curated record. Gene Ontology annotation, molecular function: microtubule plus-end binding. The coding region runs from base 130 to 2079 and encodes 649 amino acids.
UACAGCGGCGGAAGGAGCGCAGCGUCACAGGGGUGAGUGCUGCGGAGCUGCCAUCAGACAGGAGAGAAGCUCGUCGCCCACUCAUCAACCAGCGGCUUGUUCUCAGGCCCUGCUGCAGAAUCCCUCAUCAUGACAAAAGAGGAGAACCUGGAGGUGCAGGAGAAGGAGAGGCACGACCGGGAGGAGCAGGAGGAGGGGAGGGUCCAGAGAGAGGAGGAGGAGGCGCUGACUGAAGAAGAGGAAGAGGAGGAAGAAGUAGAGGAGGAGGAAGAAGAUGAAGAGGAAGAGGAGGAGUAUGAGCUAGAGGAAGAGAGGGAGCAGGAGGAGAGGACAGAAGUGGAGGAGGACGAGGAGGAAGAGCAGCAGGAGGAGGAGCGGGAAGAGAGAGAGGAGCGCGAGGAAGAGGAGGAGGCUCCGGCCGAACCGGAGCCAGAGCCCGUGUCUGUGUCCGAGUACCAGAGUCCGGUUCACGAGCCGCGCCGCCGAGCCAUGGUGCACCCGUCCGCUCAGGCACCGCUGCCCAAAGACUACGCGUUCACCUUCUUCGACCCAAAUGACCCGGCCUGCUUGGAGAUCCUCAUGAAUCCCCAAACCACGGUCCCUGAGCUGUUCGCUAUCGUGCGACAGUGGGUUCCCCAGGUGCAGCACAAGAUUGACAUCAUCGGCAACGAGCUCCUGAAGCGUGGUUGCCAUGUGAACGACCGCGAUGGUUUGACAGACAUGACGCUGCUUCACUACAGCUGUAAGGCCGGAGCUCACGGAGUUGGCGACCCGGCGGCAGCGCUGCGUCUCACCACUCAGCUGAUCUCGCUGGGCGCCGACGUGAGUCUGAGGAGCCGCUGGACCAACAUGAACGCCCUGCACUAUGCCGCGUACUUUGACGUCCCGGAGCUGAUCCGAGUCCUGCUCAAAGCAGCCAAACCCAGAGUCCUGAACUCCACAUGCAGCGAUUUCCACUACGGUACGGCUCUCCACAUCGCCGCCUCCAACCUCUGCCUGGGUGCAGUCAAAUGUCUGCUGGAGCACGGAGCCAACCCCACCGUCCGGAACGAUAAGGGUCAGGUUCCAGCAGAGGUGGUUCCCGACCCAAUGGACAUGAGCCUGGACAAGGCGGAGGCGGCAAUGGUGGCCAAAGAGCUGAAGCAGCUGCUACUGGACGCCGUUCCACUGAGCUGCAAUCUUCCCAGAGCCACGCUGCCCAACUACGACAACAUCCCAGGAAACCUGAUGCUGGCCGCUCUGGGGCUGAAGCUGGGAGACCGCGUGGUGCUGGAUGACAUGAAGCCCCACAGAGACCAGAGCAGAGACGACAGCCCGGCUGCAAAACGCAGACAGACUGGCACUCUGAGGUUUUGUGGUACUACAGAGUUCGCCAGCGGGCAGUGGGUCGGCGUGGAGCUAGACGAGCCAGAGGGCAAGAACGAUGGCAGCGUGGGUGGCGUCCGCUACUUCAUCUGCCCUCCGAAGUUAGGGAUUUUCGCUCCAGUUUCAAAGAUUUCCAAAUCUGUGGACCAGACGCCUUCAUCAGUCACCUCCACCCCAAGAACACCCCGCAUGGAUCUGGCCUCCCGCCUCGCAGGAAAGACCAAGAAGGAGAAAGAGAAGAAGGAGAAAGAGAGAGAGAAAGCCCAGAAGAAGAAGGCUUCAGUAGCCAGUCUGGAUCCAGAGGGAAUGAAUGUGGAAGUCGGAGAUCAGGUUCUGGUGGCCGGACAGAAGCACGGCAUCGUUCGUUACUUUGGCAAGACAGACUUUGCUCCAGGUUACUGGUUCGGCAUCGAGCUGGACCAGCCCACAGGGAAACACGACGGCUCGGUGUUUGGGGUCCGCUACUUCAGCUGCCUGCCCAAAUAUGGAGUGUUUGCUCCGCCCUCCCGUGUCCAGAGAAUCGGAGGCCCUAAGGACGGCUCGCAGAACGACAGCUCCACGGUGAAGAAGGUCCACCAGAUCACCAUGUCACAGCCGAAGCGUAACUUCAACACGAUGCGUUCUCCUAAAGACCUCACAUCUGAGAGCUCCAUAUCCAGGCUGCUCUUCUGUUGUUGGUUUCCGUGGAUGCUGCGCGCUGAGAUGCAGUCCUAACUACGCCCUUCCUCUUCUCUCUUCUACUCCACCACCAGAUCAGUCUCUCCGCUCUACUUACUCUCCAUCUUCUACUCCUGCUUUCACCGACUUUCGCCGUCGUCAGUCAAACUUCUCGUGGUGACCCCGCCCCCCUCCUCUCUUAAUCUCAGCCCAGAACCUCCUAAUUUAGCCGUUCUAUAGCAAAAUCUAUAGUGCCUUGUAUCUGAUCAAAACGUUCUGCAUUCCUCUGAAGAAACCGAGAAUCUGAUUCCUCCAAAAAACCCAACCUUUCACGUCUUAUCACCUCAUCGUCCCAGCUCGGUAUUUGUCCGUGUUGUGCUGUCAUUUGGGGCCUAACAACAACCACAAAACGUUCGUUUGUGCUGCUACAUGUUUUUGUUUUUGCUGCUACUAGUUUUGGGUCUUAAACAGAUUUUCUCAUUAAUGCCAAGCUCGGCACAAGCUAGCUCAAACGUGGACGAUAAUGCAGAUAUUUCAGCCUGUGCUUUGUGGUUUGGCAGAUGUGUUUGUUAAAUUUUCAGACGCUUUCUGCGUAAAUGAACACGAGCAGCGCACGAGAGCUCAAACAGUUUGUGCAAAAUAAAGUUUGUCUGCUCGUCUGAGACCAAGAACCUCUGCCGUCUCCGCUUGAGUUAAGAUGUAAAAAUCCCGAGUGCAUGGAGGGAAAAUCCCAGAAAACAUCCCGACUCCAAACUGUUUGAAACUCAGAAGUGAAAACAGGUUAACCGCUGCUGGUUUUUACUUGAACGCAGCCAAUUAUUGUCUGCAGGAGACUUUAUUUCCACUGCUGCUGUGUGAGAUAAGUAAGUGGUUCUUGGCCUCCGGGUUGACUCACUGUAUGUGGAGGAGUGUGGAUGCUAACGUUUAAUAACAAGAAGAAGCUUUAUCUUUAAUUUACAUUUUCCAGCGAUCCUGACCACAAAGAACAGCUGGAUUUGAUGUUUAUCCUGCUGUUUGUCAGCCGUUAAUCUUUAAAGGUACUUUUUGCAAACGUCUGGCAGGAAAUGCAACAAACAUUUUCACCACAAGGUGGCAGCGUUUCAUCUGAGCUCCAGUGUAGUUUUCCACCAGCGCUACAGUCAUCUACAUGCACAAAACGAUUUUUGUGUUCCAACUGAAUAAAAUAAGUCUGAUUAGCAACAUGACAUCUGUACGAAUGUUGAGCUAAUUUUAGAAUUUCUCGUGAGCAGUUUAGGUCCACCUGGUGGUCGACAGAGGUAUUACAUCAAUUUGCAUCUGCUACACAAUGCAUAAAUGUCUUUGACAUAAAGGCGUAAGCUGGUUUAUUUUUUGAAGGAUUUAAUCCAAGAAUUCUUUACAAAAAGUACCUUUGAUUAUAGUCACUACUAAUCAGCGUACUGCCAGAUACUCACGCUCGUUCUCGGACUUUAACACUAGUAACAGGCUCCAGUUGUAAUCUGUUAACCAUAAACUGCUAACUGACCCACACCGUUGACGUUUCCAGCCCCAUUUCAUGAGACUUUCAUGUCUUUAUGUUGCCUCUGAACACAAGCUUCAGUUCCAGCUAAAUGUGAUGUCCAGUCCAUUCAGGGUUGAAUAUGUCUUUGUAAUAUUAAGUGUCCCUUCAUCAGCGCCUCCAUUUUGAGGUUUUUAAUGACCUUUACUUCGAAGUUUGACCCCUAACGAGCUCCAGAGUCCAAAUCUUUGAUCUUUCUCUGACCCUCCUCUCUCACUCCUCUCUCUCUCCAUUUAAAUAAGACUUUGGUAUCUUUUGUGAAUGUGAGCAUCCGCGAAAAGAAAAACACAAGCUAACCUAAAUGUGUGCUUAAUGGUAAAUCUCUCUGCAUAACUGAGAAACAGCAAUAUGUAAACAGUGUACCUAUCUCUGUGUGGAAAUGUUUCCUGUGUUAAUGUCUCGUUACACUCUGUGAGCACUCGAUACAGAGAGAUGAACACACUCGCGCUCGGAUGGCCGAGGCUGCUGGGGCGAGCCCAGAGAAUAACCGGACAAGCGAAGGGAUGAAAUCCAUCCUCAGUUUUGAUCCAAGUCGCUCAGGUGGAAAGUCACCCAGAUGCCACCAGGAAGACCGUGGAGCGUAUUUGGUGAGGUCAGAUCCUCAGUUUGUGCACGCUUCAUUAUUCUGUUAUCUGAUUUUUGGACGGAGCAUUCAGAUCUCAUGAACAAGACCGGGGAGAUUUGAUAACUUGUUUCCAGAGAUGUAAAACUUUAAAUUAUGAGAAUUAUGAAAUGUGACCAAACACCUUCCUGCAAACACUGCUCGAAGGUCAUUUUAGAGAAUGCUUGGUCCUCUGAAGAGGUCGUUAAGAGCCUUUCAGGCGGGGCUUGCCGGUUUUUCUCUCCGUGUGCUCUGCAGCCUCGGCAAAAGGAGACAUUUGUGGUUGCUCGUGCACACUGCUGUGGAUAAUGUCCUGUUUGUGCCCGUGGAAUCAGCUUCAACAUUAUACUAACGAGAACUGCAGUGCUUUUGCUUUUCCACUCACCGGGCGCUCAGUUUAACUCAGUCAGCUGCAGGAUUUAGUCCAUGUGGUCACAAACCUUUCAUUCCUGCUUGAACUUGACCCUCGCCUCGCCUCUGAAUGACUUAACCAGCGCCGUGUCAGCCAAACGAGCGGUAGGUUGAGUCAUGUCGUGUUCGCCACGGACACAAACUGGUGUCCUGGUAGGACUGUAGUUCAUUUAAGCUGCUUUAAGGAUGUCCUGAAAUCUACUCCUGUUCAUGGAUGAGAUGAACACAAAAUGUCAGUCCUGCAUCCAUCGAGUUGUUGGAACCGUCCAAAACUGUCCUGAGAAGCAGCUUUUUGAAAAAUGGGACUAGACGUUAGAGCGAUGUGCAGAUGACUUACUGCUUUACCUUCACAAAUAAAUAUCACAGCCCAAACAAGCCAGACGAACCGAAGUCAGUCCACGUGUUGUAUUUGCAUCUGUUUAUAGUUUCACACUGGAAAUUCAUCGCUACAAGUCAGCUGUUGUAGCACGGCGUUCGAUGCUGAAGCUCCACCCAGUCGGGCGAGCAUUAGUGGACCGCAGUGAUGGUGGAAGUUUGUCUUUGUACAGUAAACGUACAGUAACAGUACAGUCGAUAUGUCGGUUUGAACGUAGCGUACUGUGUAGAUGUGGAGCUUUCUCUGGUUUGAGCGUCACCAGUUAUUAGUCUCACGCUAAAGGAAGCGUUACAGACGUUUUUAUCAUGACAUAUUUUCACUUUGGUUUUCUGUAUCUAAGGCCGUUGCCACUCUUUUUGCCUGAUUUGGCUCUUUAACUACAAACUCUCACUUUGUCGUUUUUGUUGAUUGGAUUUAAAAUAUAGUUUUACUUUAAGAUUGGUUUCCUUACUUUGAGGCAGCAGGAAUGUUUGAAUUUUUGCAUCCUUGUCAAGAUUCAGCCACUGAAACUCCGUCUCACGUCGUAGCCGUUAUCUUCUUCUAAUCUAAACCAAAAUGUGACUGUAAAUUAAAAAUGUUCUAGAAAUGUUUCCACGUUUACUUUUUGGUUUCAAAUGAAAAUCCUCUUUGAUGCCUUCAUCGCCCACGUUGGCUUCGUUUCUCCACACUUCAUCCACAACAAGAUGAGAUGAAGUUAAAUAUAUGUAUCCUGAAUAUCGUGAUCAGGGAUGCACCGAUCAAACUUUUUCAGUUCCAGUGUGAUAGCGUGGCUUUGGGUGUCUGCUGAUAUCGAGGACUGACCCAGGAACAGUGUGAAAUGAGGAAGCAGUGAUCUUUACUGGAAGCUGGAGCCUGAAAGUGAAAAUUUAAAAGCAAAGAAGAGAAACUCCCGUUAGCCUUGUUAUGAGUGUUGACGUUGGUCCACCAGAGGGCGCUCUGCAGCUUCCCUGAUGAAACACAAACCGAACAAAAACAGAAUUAUGACAAUAUUAUCUUAUUAAAGACUCACAAAUACACACAACAGAUAUUCAGGAAAUCUGUUUGUCUUUCAAAUGUCUGGAAGACAAAAAUAUCAUUGGUUGAACUGAUUUGUGCGCCGCGUCUGUUACUUUAGAGUUUCCUUUGGUCCUCUCGGUCUGAGUGCUCCUCACAUACACGUAUUGUAUCAUCUACAAAUAAAAGCUGUUUGCGUCGGAGGUGUGAAAAGCUUCAGAGUUGCUGUGGCUUUUCUGUUAGCUCCCUCCAUGCUACACCACAGCUGACAGGCCCCUGCUGUGGGUGGUGUAAACUACAUACAGCUGAACGACUUGUUGAAGUGUUCGGCGUCAGACUGAUAGACAACCCAAAUAUCCGAUCAGUGCAUCCGUGAUCACGGUUGGUUCUGGAGAAGCGUCGUUAUUAUGUCGUAUGAGCACAAACACGGCGUUCGUCUCUCAUCUUCCACAACUCAAGAUGAAGCUGAGUCAGAAGUUUAUUGUCAGUCGCCUCUGUGAUUUCUUUCCUCCAUACUGAUGUGAAGCCGGGAGCCGUUGGACAGUUUUAGCGGCUCAGCUCUUGUUUGCAACAUAACUUCUCUGCAAGCAGAUUUUCAGAGCUGCACUGACGCCAGCGGCUGCCUAAAGGAAGGAAAUCAGUCACGUUUGGAUCAGCAGGAAUGGAAACUGUGAUUUGUAGUUAACGGGCUGAGAGAGUCGGUGGUCCUUUAAAGAAGUGACGGGUGUCCGAGGAUGUAAUGUCGAAAUCACAGAAACGAACUCGGCACUGCUCGUUUUAACAUUCAGAGUCUUAAGAUUAUACAGUAUAUAGCCUAUAUUUUGAUAACUUCACUAAGUGUACUUUUUGUUCUCUGGUUUUGUAAAGUGUGCGUGUGUGUUACUUUAGUCCAUGUGUGUGAGUCACUCCUGUUUUCAAAGUGUGUUUAAAGCCGACGGGCACUGAAGCAGAAACAGGAGAGAACGAGCAUCGACGUCUUCUUCCUAACAGAUCCUCACUGCAUGCUCUCUCUCAGUAUUUUCUCAUUCGGGGUUUUCAGUGUAUGUAUCUUCUCAUCAGCAUGGAAAUGCUUCUAAUAAUAACAACUCUAUGAAUAUAAUAAAGAUUUGAUGUUUUUCUAA